GAGAAGAAGAAAGUAACAAAACUCUAGAACAAGAGGUUCUCACAGAGGAUCUAAACAUAGACAUGAACCAAACAGAAGAAACUUCUUUACCCAACUCUGAGAAGACUUUAACCAACUCAGAAAAGGUUAGGGAAGAGGAGACAGUAAACCUCACAAUGAUGGAAGAAGACUCAGAAGUUCCCAACAAUAAAACUCUCAGUGAUGUGGACAAAGAAAACGGCCCCAUUGUCAAUGCUUCUAAAACUACAGUU
Molecule: messenger RNA, 251 nt
Organism: Racocetra persica
Lineage: Eukaryota; Fungi; Glomeromycota; Glomeromycetes; Diversisporales; Gigasporaceae
Source: the annotation of a GenBank genome assembly